Messenger RNA from Penicillium cinerascens, 1112 nucleotides. RefSeq lists its product as uncharacterized. The record is from RefSeq and is a predicted model, not a curated record. Gene Ontology annotation, cellular component: plasma membrane. Lineage: Eukaryota; Fungi; Ascomycota; Eurotiomycetes; Eurotiales; Aspergillaceae. The transcript is spliced from 3 exons. The coding region runs from base 1 to 852 and encodes 283 amino acids.
AUGCGCUUCACGUCGACUACACUCACGGCCUCGAGCCUGCUUCUCGCUAGCUCGGCUGCCGCCAAGGCCUUCAACUUUGAUAACCAUCUGGCACCGCGAGCGACUAUGACGCUCGUCGGCUGCUACAGCAGCAGCAAGGGCCUCGGCAAUCAAACCUCAUAUACCUUCCAAAGUUCUGGAUGGUGCCAGGACCGAUGCACCGGUUCCGACUACAACUCAGCCGUAUUUGCCUUGACAGGGGGUUCGAAUUGCUUGUGUGGUGACGAGCUUCCUCCGACAUCCGACAAGGUGUCCACUGACAAGUGCAACACGCCCUGCGAUGGCUGGCCUCAGGAUAUGUGCGGUGGAAAUGGUUUUUACUCCGUGUACACAACCGGUCUGGAAACCGAUGUUUCCAGUGUAUCCGCAUCGACGACGAGUGGCACUACCGAGUCGACCGCCACCAAGACCAACGGGGCAACAGCUUCUGUCUCCACCGGCGCUAGUGGAGAGACGAUCGUGGUGACCAGCUCUAGCCAGCCUCGACUUGGCGCAGAUAACGUGGAGGCCCAGCAGAAGAGCAGCCACAACACCGCCGCGAUCGCUGCUGGUGUGGUGGUUGGCGUGGUUGGCGUGGCCGCUCUGGCAGGUGCUGCCUGGUUCUUCUACCGAUCCAAGAAGCAAAAGGCGGAAGGAUUCCCCGGUACUACCGGUGGCUACAGUCGUGACUCGCAGCCGCCAUCCAUGACAGACUCGCGAUUCGACGGUGGCUACAUGGCACAACGCCGCCAAAGCAAUGGCAGCAUCGAUGAUGACCACGACUUCUCCCGCCGAAUCUUGCAGGUGACCAACCCCGACGGAGGCCACUACUAGGUGACCAAUCCUGACCACUAAACUGCACGACUCCUCCCUUUCAUCCUGUUACCACUCAGCCAUUUCGCAUCUCGAUUGUUUCCUUCCCUUCGGCCCCCUCUGCUUUUUGAGAGCCCUGUUUCCGUUGUCACAUUUUCCUCGGGUUAUUUAGCGGAGUUAUGAUAUCCGAAAGGCAUAUGGCUCGACCCGAUUCGAUGUUCAUAUUUGGUGAUUUUUACUUUCUACCUUGUGGCCGGGUUGCUGGAUCGCUGGACACGCUG